Messenger RNA from Pungitius pungitius (ninespine stickleback), 3040 nucleotides. Its product is annotated as TANK-binding kinase 1-binding protein 1-like. The record is from RefSeq and is a predicted model, not a curated record. Bases 2 to 1972 code for a protein of 656 amino acids. Gene Ontology annotation, cellular component: cytoplasm. Lineage: Eukaryota; Metazoa; Chordata; Actinopteri; Perciformes; Gasterosteidae. Gene Ontology annotation, biological process: canonical NF-kappaB signal transduction. The transcript has 13 exons.
GAUGUCAGACUCCAGUCAUGUCGACCCUGCUCAGCACCAUCAGCACCAUCAUGGCUUUUCUACGGAGACUUAUCUGAUGAUGGAUCUGUUCCGCAGAGGAGAGCUGGGGCUGUUGGGAGGAGGAGAGGGCCUGAGGGACGACGUGGGCAUUCCUGGGAUCAGCUGGCCGGCCAAUCGGCUGCCAGAGGACAUGUAUCCGGCGUCAGGGUUGGCCCUGGCCGCCGCCUAUCAUGACAUCAAGACCCGGCUGGCAAGUCUGGAGAGAGAGAACAGCAGCAUCAAGAGGAAGCUCAAACACUACGAGUUUCCUAUGGUCAGUGAAUUUGGAGAGGAGAGGAUCCUAUGCUGUUCCUGUGAGCCCAUCGUCAAAGACACCAGUGUCAUUCAAUCAGAAACCACCAACCUGCAACAGAGGAUCAACUCUCUCACUCAGGAGCUCCAGAAGAGCAAGGAAAGAGAGGAGAGGUUGGAGGAGGUCAUCCAGGCUUAUGAGAAGAUUCACUUGGAGAAAAGCAAUGUCCAGAGAGACCUGGACAAGAUGACGACUCUAGCGGAGCAGCAUGUGGAGCACAUCUGCGGUCUGGAGUCGGCACUCAGACAAAGAGAAAGCUCCGUGCAGAAGCUCAAUGCCCAACUCCGGAGCAAAGGCACACUUCAGUCUCAACUCCACACCAGCCUGGACGUACCCAGGGAGGGCCGCGGGCCGACCCUGCAGAGCUCCCGCAGCCUGGACGCCCUGUCCGACCUGAAGCUGCAGCAGCUGGAGGCCGAGCUGGAGGGGGCCCAGUGCCAGGCGGAGGCCGCCCGCCAGAGGGAGGCCGAGUUGAGGGCCGACGUCCAAAGGCUGCAGCAGGAGGUGGUCCAGCUACGAGGAGCGCAGAGACAGGACUCGUCCCAGCACUGUGAGCACUGUGACGUGGAGUGGAUCAAGAAAGCCGGGGACGAGCAGGUGAACCUGGCAUUGGCCUACACCGAGCUGACCGAGGAGCUGGGCCGUGUUCGCAACCUGGCGGUUAAACAGAGUGACCUCCUGAGACGUGUCUCUCAGGACCCUGUUCCUCGUCCGACCCCGGCUCCUCAGCAUCUCUCUCCGACGUCCCCCCAGCGCCCCUUGCUCUCCCCCGACAGGCUCUUCCCCGCCGCCUCCCCUCCUCUCUCCCCAAGUGGCGGCCCCGCCUCCUACUCCCACCAGCCGACCUGCAGCCGCCUGCGGGCCACGUUCCAGGGUCGCCGUAGUUACUCAGAGGUGUCUGACCCGUCCGGCACCCAUAGGCCCCCAGGGUGGCGGAUGAGAGAUCCAGUGUCCACCCUCCCAAAACCCAGGCCCCUCCUGGGGGAGAAGCAGGGUUACGGGCAAAUCAAAGCUCAGCUGCGCACCUCCUUGGUGGGCCUGAUCCGACCAGCCUCGGCUCAGGGGGCCGGGGGGGAGAGAGGAGGAGGAGGAGGGGGAGGUGGGGGAGGGGACAGAGGUGGGGGGAGCAGUCUGACCAGCAGUCCUCAUCACUGUGCCGUGGACCUGGGCUUCCCCCGGGCUUCUGAGGUCCAUCGCUUUCGUCGACUUGAGAACCCACCUGAGCCCGCCUCCUUGGUGACCCCGCCGCAGUCCUCUGAUGAGGAAGAGGAUGUGUGCACAUACCUGUCGCCGGCUGCCAGCCCGCCUCGGACGCUCGGUGCGAUGGGCUCGACGUUGCGCAGGGACCCCCCCCUGCACCACUCCUUCUCGUCUCCUAGGAAACAGCCCCACCACCCGUCCUUCUCGUCCCCCGAGGGCCCUGCCACCCUGUCCUGUCAUCUGCCUCCCUACAUGACCUCUGAGCACGCUCAGUCGUGGCCCUCCAUCAACUUAUGGAUGGAGUCAGAAGAGAGUGCUGUCCGGAGCUGUCCUCUGUGUCAGCUGACCUUUCCAACCGGUUACCCUGACGACGCCCUCAUCAAACACAUUGACUCCCACUUAGAGAACAGCAAGAUCUAACUAGUUAUUUCAUUUUCAUUUGAGCUUCUUCUUCCUACGGACCUCUGCAGCCAUGGCGUUCUCUUCUGGGGGACACGUGGCUUGUUUAAGGGGCACUUCACGUCGCCUCUCCUUCCAGAUGUGGCAUCUAACCAGCAACCCUUUGCUUACAGAACAAAUUAGUUUUUAAGUUACUUUUUUUUCUUCUUUCAGAACCAAACUCACUCAGACACCAACUUCACCUGUAAAUAGAGCAUCUGGCAUAUGCAACAUCUGGCAUAUGCAAAUUUGGGAACACCCGGCACCCACACAGCCUCUCGUGUUGGUUUGUGGGGGGGUCAAUAAGAUUUCUGGACCUGCAAUAAACAGCUGUGUAAUAAAAAGAUUACAACAAAUAGUCUGCAGAAGUAAUUCAGUCAACAAAACAAACACAACACGGCGUGUGGAACAAGGCGUGUUGGAGGAUCAGUAAUGAAAGAGGCCGACCUACAAGUCGUCUAAUGAUACUUUGGGGAACUUUUUCUGAUAUUGAAACCGUCUCCAUGUAACAGACUGUAUGUGAGAAGUUGGUUUGAGGGCCGAUGUUUUGAAGACUUGAGUUUGUCCAUUUCUCCGUCGCCAUGUUGAAUCACGGCCCGGUGCCAUAUGGAUUUAUUUUUUCUGCAUCCAAAGAACAGAAGUGACCAUAUUUGGUGUUGAGGAGGGACGUAGAGACGGCGUCCUGCUGCCAGGAGCAGGGUUCCACAUCACUAACCCCCCGCUGCUGGAGGAUCCGUCCCGAUUGCUGUGAAGGCAAAGGAGGCUCAGGAGAGCCAGAACCAGGCUGUCAGACUCGGUCAAAUGAGACGCACACUGGUGCUCAGAAACGGUACUUAUUCAGUCCACGGGCCGCCCAAGACAGUACAAAAUGAAAAUUCCUCACGGUAGCUUUAAUGAAAAAAUAAGGACAGCAAAAAAAAGGCACCUACUGCCAUAUUUUGGUGUGGUAAUGAAAGUGCCUUGGGAAAACCACAACCUUUAUUUUGAAAAGGCAGAGACGAACAAACAAGGAGUUGAAAAAAACUAUUUCGGUUUUAUUAUGAAAUGUUC